AUGGUGCGUGCAACAUACGCCUUGAGUGUCGCAAUCGCAUGGAGCCUCAGACUCGCGAAGGCAAGGGCAAGGCAAGUUGCCAGUUGCCAGCCGACGAAUGCGCUGGAGAAAAUUCAGACAGGCAGUCCGCAGGCCACUGUUGGUGUGGGUGCGGCCGUCAACCGGGCGGCCGUGCUGUUCGCCUUGAAGGCUGAUGGUUUCAUGGGGAAGAGGUUCAAAUGCGCUUGGCAAGAGGCUGAACGGGCCAAGCGAAAGCUGAUCAUUUUUCUCGAGCCACACGUUGUCAAGCAACUUCAAACGCCGCAGAGCACCACUGCCUUGGCCUAUCAAAUUUGUAAGUCAUCGGUGCGUGACGUCAGCUCGGACACGGCAGAACGAGAUGGGCGGGUAUUGGACGAGCGGGAAAGAGGAAAUUUUUUUGGCGGAGAGGAACAAGAAAAGACGCACUCGGACCAGUGGCAACGAGGAGCACGGUCAGAAGCGCUUGCAUCUGCUGCUCGCUCAAGUCAUGGAUCGAUUGAUAAGGCAUGGUUGUCGGUCUUGAAGAAGGUGGGCAGAAAGGGCAAGAUGAAGAUAUGGUCGUCAGUAAGCAGCUUGUUCUCGGUGAGCGAGGCUGGACAGACUUGA
Monosiga brevicollis MX1 is the source of this 627-nucleotide messenger RNA. RefSeq lists its product as uncharacterized. NCBI's taxonomy places the organism in Eukaryota, Choanoflagellata, Craspedida, Salpingoecidae. Bases 1 to 627 code for a protein of 208 amino acids. The record is from RefSeq and is a predicted model, not a curated record. The transcript has a single exon.